AUGGGAAGGGAGGCCUAAAGCCAGCAACAAAUUAUUCUCCAAUAAAAUAUUCAGUGGACAUUUUCUCUGCUGUUUUAUUCAACGUUAUAAUAUAAUUUGUGAAGUUUGUGCGUGGCUAUUUACUUGCUUUCAGCCUCUCGUUUUGGGUGUCGAUUCCUCGGGCCGCUCGGAAUUCGGAGGGCAAUUCGCAGCUUAGAACCAAGGAACGGGGACAAGGAGGAACAUAAUGGGUAUAAACAGUGAAGGAAACAACUCCGACAAUCCUGGGACGUCAUCAAGACAGCGAUUGCGGUGGUCAAAUGAUCUCCACGAACGGUUUGUGGAUGCCGUCGCACAACUAGGUGGACCAGAUAGAGCCACUCCUAAAGGUGUUCUCAAGGUCAUGGGUGUGCCUGGGUUAACAAUAUACCAUGUCAAAAGCCACUUGCAGAAAUACCGGCUUUCAAAGUAUCUCCCAGACUCUACAUCUGAUGGUAGUAACGUUGAGAAGGGAGAGCAAGAGGGCCAGUUGUCAACCAUUGACAACUCUUCGGGGAUGCAAAUAACAGAAGCUUUAAAGUUGCAGAUGGAGGUGCAAAAGCGGUUACACGAACAAUUAGAGGUCCAAAGACAGCUGCAGCUAAGGAUAGAAGCCCAAGGCAAAUACUUGAAGAAAAUAAUCGAAGAACAACAGAAGGUCAAUGGUGACGGCAAUAUCCCAACUCCAAUUCCAACCAAUAUAUGCCAUGACUCAGACAAGACUUACCCUUCAACCCCAGCUCCAACUUCUGAAGAAAAACCCACACGUGAUGACCAUGGGCUCUAUAACGGACAUUUGCACAAUGAAUCUGUCGCCUCUCAACAUGAGCCAUUGACUCCAGACUCCAGCGGACGCGAUGAUUCCCCCUUUAGGAGUCCACAGAAUGAGUACCCGAAUAAAAAGCAGAGGAGUGAGAAUUUUGUUCUCUCUCAUCAGAUUCUUGAAUCUAGUUCAAGCUCGGGUUUUCAGCAGCCAGGCUUGAUGUUUCCUGUUGUGGGGUCACAUUUUGAUUCUCCCUUUGGCAAUUGAUUGAGAAGUGAAUUAUUUCAAUUUUAAUUGUAAGAGAAAUGUUGUGCCUCUCGAAUCUAACCUCAAAGUAGAGAAAGAAUUCUCUUACUCUAUAACAGCAGACGAUGUUAGCAGCUUCUCCCGGGUAUUACUUCUGAUAUGUAGCAUGUGCUAAGAUAAUUAUAUCCUAUGAGCAUUUAGGGUGUUUGCGAGA
Messenger RNA from Asparagus officinalis (garden asparagus), 1241 nucleotides. RefSeq names its product myb family transcription factor PHL7-like. The record is from RefSeq and is a predicted model, not a curated record. Gene Ontology annotation, molecular function: DNA-binding transcription factor activity; DNA binding. NCBI's taxonomy places the organism in Eukaryota, Viridiplantae, Streptophyta, Magnoliopsida, Asparagales, Asparagaceae. The transcript has 7 exons. The coding region runs from base 227 to 1048 and encodes 273 amino acids.